Blastomyces dermatitidis ER-3 is the source of this 5051-nucleotide messenger RNA. RefSeq names its product GATA-binding protein, other eukaryote. NCBI's taxonomy places the organism in Eukaryota, Fungi, Ascomycota, Eurotiomycetes, Onygenales, Ajellomycetaceae. The transcript is spliced from 7 exons. The record is from RefSeq and is a predicted model, not a curated record. Gene Ontology annotation, molecular function: RNA polymerase II cis-regulatory region sequence-specific DNA binding; DNA-binding transcription factor activity, RNA polymerase II-specific; zinc ion binding. Gene Ontology annotation, biological process: positive regulation of transcription by RNA polymerase II; negative regulation of transcription by RNA polymerase II. Bases 1925 to 3346 code for a protein of 473 amino acids.
GUUGAGUCGGUUUAGCGUCCUUUCGACCCUUAUUUAAAUAUCCCGUCUUCUUAGCGUGCUCGUUUCGUUCCCGAAAGAAAAAUGUUUUCCCGGAGUGGGAAAGAGGCUCAAGACAGGAUACAACGCUCCCGAGGGACAUGAUAAUUCCCAGAAAGAAUUGUAGGAUCAGCAUCCAUGGAUCUUCCAACUCAUAUCUGUAAGCAUCAUAGCCUUAUGGAGCGCCCAUCCACAAGCUCCAUAAUGUUGCCAUGUCCAGGACCCUAGCAUUUGCUCAGGCACAGACACAGUUACAGGCAUCGUUGCUGGAUACUUAGGGCAAUUUUGCACUGCUAUAUCUAGGAGAUCAAUAUAUUUUCCUUCCAUUGAAUAUGUCCAGGAACUUCUCGGGCAACCAAAUGUUGCGACCUCAUGCUGUCCUCUCGAGGCGGGUGGUCUGCUCUGCGGUGGAUGAUGGAUCAAUUCGCUUAGACUGUGGUCACUCCGAUGUGCAGUCCCGUUAAAAGACUACCAGAGGGGAUGUUCUUUUAUAUUUCACGGCUUCUAUAGCCUACAAUUCUCUUUUUCUUUUUCUUUUUUCUUUUUUCUUUUUUCUUUUCCCUCCCUCGAUCCCACCACGCUCUCCACUCCAUCACGCUGCGCGCUAGAAUGAGCGCCUGAUUUGCAGGAGAUUGUCAACUUAAACCCGAUAUCUCACUGUGGCGAUAGAAGUGAUAACUCUCUCUCGUCAACUGGUUACCAUCAUGAAGCUGAUGGUUCUAGCAAAACCAAAUACAAUUAAAAUACGAGAUCUCAAAUAUGGUUCACAUCCUAUAAACCGACCUAGCUCGUUCCCUCCAUCUAGCCGGUGAUGCAAUUCUGCAGCUCCUCAUACAAAGCUGGCAAUGUUCUCGACUAUGCGAGAUUCAACAGCACUCACAUAACUCCUUUUGCCAGUUGAUGUCAAAAUGACGCUCAUGAGCAUUUUUCUGAUAUCUGGAGGGACAUCGAGAGUUCUCAUUUAGGAUAAGAGCAGAUUUGGCAUCUUUCUGCGCAGCUUUGUUGACUUGAGCCUACGAACGCGGUCAGAUCUGAUCCACGGGCCUAUGUGGCUCUGAGAGUACCAGGGCGGUAUGUAAUAUACAUCCUUACUCGGCGUAUAGAUGAAAUAUAGCCAUGCACAAGGUACUGCACUGUUUUGUGAUUGAUAGCCUGGCGACCCAUGAGGGAUACGAUCAUGCCGGUUCUUUAUCACAAAUAGAUAACCUUUGCUGCAUUAUUUCUGCAGCUAUCAAGAGAAGUUGGAGAAUUAUUGCAGCGUAGCAAAGCAAUUCUCCGGAAUUUAGAAACUAAAAGGAGCAUUUCGGUGCACAUGUUAUCCCAGAAGCCGGCAAGGCAAUAGGACACAACGUUACACUCGUAAAAUACCCUUUUAAUGUCUUCUGUGACUGGCUGCAUGAAGUACUGUUGAUUACUUCCUGUAUCGUUUUGAGAAGCAAGAAACAAGCUCAAUCAAAGAGCCGGGCGAGGUUGGACAAGUGUAAUUUUAAGUUGUACCACGCAGGAGAGGCGCAAUAAUUUAUUAUUUAUUUUGUUUGCAACUCACUACGGAGUACAUUGAAGAUCGAAGGCUGCUUCAAACGUGAGAAUCUAGGUAAUGCACAAUAGAGAACGACGCAAAAAAUUAAGUUGAAUAUAAGAUACUGUCCUGGCGGGAGUCUUCGCAACUAAAUAUUACGUAGCAAUAAUGGAGAGUUCCAGGCUCUUGUUCCCGCCCCGGACGACGCUGUAGAUCGCCCCCUAGCCGUGCGAACACCGCCCAAACCCGCCUAACAGCCGCCACCAACUCCUUUAUCGUCGUCCCCCCAGAUGCCAGAUCUGCAAAAACAAAACAUAAAAGUAAAAAAAAUAUUUCUCUCUUCUUGCCCCGUUAUCAACCCUCAAUUACAUGUACUUACUCCAUCUUCUCUCCAGCAUCGUUUAUAUUAGAUAUGGUUUAAUCGUUUCCAUUCCCAUAUUAUCGCCACUCCUCCACCCGUUCCCCGGUUCUCUCACAUCGGCUUCCACCGUGGCUCCCGUCACUUUUGGGGCUGCGCCCAUUGACCCGGCUCUACAUCGAACCUGUCCGUCACGAGCUGGGGACGUAUCGAAUUUCACGACUAGGUCACAGAUUAAAACUUCAUCGCCCUCCUCUCCUUCACCAUCUUCUUCCUCCUUACCCCCGUCUGCCACAGAUCUAUCCCUACCCUCAUCGACUUCAACGCCAUUAUCACACGCGAAUUUGCCUGCACCAUACUCAUUAAAACGGGAUAGCAAUAACCUCAACUAUUCCGCUUCCCUACCUCGCCUCUCGACCCUAGCUUCACUUACAUCGGCCCCAACUUCACAUCUACGCGCCUACGAGACCACAGAUACGGCGAGCAGCAACAACCAGAAUGCGAGCCAGAACAUGAGUUAUGCAACCUCUUCACCAGGAGCCACCACCGGGGGCCAGGGAAACACUCCACCCGUGUGCCAAAACUGUGGUACUUCCACGACGCCCCUCUGGAGGAGAGAUGAAUCCGGAUCAGUCCUGUGCAAUGCCUGCGGCCUAUUCCUCAAGCUCCAUGGUCGUCCUCGUCCGAUAAGCCUCAAGACCGAUGUCAUCAAAAGCCGGAAUCGGGUCAAAACCUCGGGCCAAGGACCGAAGAGAAAAUCAAAUAUCGAUGCCAAUGGCCUUGCUGGUUCGAGAUCCGAAGCCGGAACUCCGCCUUUAAGUAUCCAUGGUCACCAUCGUGGAUCGCGAAAAGGUUCCGCAGGCCCUUCCGAUCGCUCCAAUUCCCCAUUGUCUCGAACCAAUACCCCGGGAUUUCAACACCAUUCAAACAUCGCACCUCAACAUAUGUUCGAUAGCGUCACCCUCUCAGACCACAGUUUCAAUCCAUCCGCGGCUGUGCUGCCCUCCUUACAAAUGCAUAACCCUUCCCUCAGCUCCACGUCCUCCCCGAACGAUCGUCAUUUAGAAGCGCAACAAACGUACGAAAGUCUUCUUGCUGCAAAUACCUCCCUGAAGACUCGAAUCAGCGAGCUCGAGUUGAUCAAUGAACUGUUUCGAGGAAGGGUUGCGGAAUUGGAACAAAGCGACGCGACCGCGAGAAGAUCAGAAAUGGUUGCUCGAGACUCCGAAUCGCGUUUGAACCAAUCGCUGAAAGAGGCUCAGAGGCGCGAGGAGGGUCUAAAACGAAGAAUAUCUGAACUCGAGCGGGCGUUGAUCGACCGGGAACUGGUACAUGGUUCUAGUACCUUUGAACCUCAAGCGAAAAAAAUCCGCCUAUCUGACGUGGUCGACUAUAGCCCUGAUUCAACCGGCAAGUCUCCCCAAUCUCUAUAGUAGAGAUAUGUGGAGAGAAAACCAGGAUCACUUAAUAUGACAACCGGUGCGGCUGUAUAAAUCAUACCCUUUUCUCUUAAGAAACAACAAAGUACCUUUCCGGUUCCAAAACUCUUUGAGCUUGAUACCCUUUUACGACUCUCAUCGCAAAAAGCACUUUUUUUAAGAGAGCUUUUUAAUUUUUGAUAAAUUUCAUUUAAUUAUUGUAAUGUAUUAUCUAUUUCUAUUGCCUUUUAAUGUAUUGCUUUUUUAUAUCACAUUUCACAUUUUUCAUUUCUCCUCUCAUCUAGCUCCCUCUUGCGGCCACUACAAGAAAACCCCAGCCAUGGCUUAUUCUUUCUCACCGCGAUUGCAUUCUUUCAUGAGAUAUAUCUCAAAGACCCUUUUCCUUUUAUAUACUGUACUUUUACUUUUUUUAUUUACUUUUUGGCACUCAAUAUUUUUGCGAAAUCAUCUACACCAUAUCAAAACCCAAAGAAAAGCGAACCUAUCAAUCCAGAAGCAUACCAGGGAAUUAGAACUAUGGAGAGUGAAAUAUUCCCCCCUUUAAUCUCCUUUUCAUCGGUGCCAAGCACACACUAUUUGGUCAGACUGUGAAUAUGUUCAACUUUCAUCUCUCGGAAGGCAAACCAAGACCCACGCUCACUCUGAAAGAGAGCAGACCACAGACUCCCUUAUUUUUUUAUUUUUUUAUUUUAUUUUUUUUCCCCUUCCCUACAUAUUCUUCUUCUGGUUUCCUUUCCUUCUUAUUCAUUUCACCUGCGCUGCUACCAUUGAUUUUUUUUUUUUUUUUUUUUUUUUUUUUGUUUUUGUUAUUGUUAAUAAUAUGGGAGGAUUAUUACUUAAAAGGAUUUGGAUUUUUGGAUUUGUCCUUUCACUUGUUGUGUGAUCUUAUUUGGUUCUUCAAGAGGGUUGGAAUAUACAAAAAAUACUUGUAAUACUAUUAUAUAUGUGAAUGGGCGGUUUUGGAUUUUUCUGUUUUAUUUUUCAUUUUCUUCUCCUUUCUCCAUGUUUCACCCCUUUCCUCGCUUUUUAUUCUAUUAUUGCGACGGAUUUUUAUCUUCUAUACUACCUUGUACUCAUUUCUUAUACCUACCUCUGUUUUGCUCCUUGGUAUAUCAUCAUCAUUCUCAUUUUUCAGUUCUUCUUCCUUUUACGAAAACUGUAUACUUUUAAUAACCAAAGGGUGUGCUUCUAUUAUUUUUGUAUUGUUAGCUAUCAUGACUGGGGAGCCGCGAUUUUUAUACAACGAAGGUUCUAUAUUGCAUGGUUGCUUAAAAUCCCCCCCUUCUUCUUUUCGAUAGUUCGCGUUCUUUUGUGCCGAAACUCCUAUUCCGCUCCGGCAGGGUAUCUACGAGGAAUUUGGAUUGGGGGGUUUUGAAGUGAGGCAUUCAGCUUUUUGACUUGCAUCGUCGACGUCCUUGUGCUAGCGUUGUUUCUAUGACAGGUUUAACCGCCGCUGCUUCUCUCUGUUUGAUCUGGAUUCGAGGGUUGGAUCAUGCCCGGGAAUAGCGACGCUAGACACCCCAUAUUGCGCCCUAGCAUAACUAAUACCCUUUCCUCAUUUUGGUAUCUGAGAUUUCAUAGGUAUAUAACUAUUGUCCGUGCUGGAACUUGUCUCAUAUUGAGUUGGUUCCUGGGAAUUAGGGCUAAAACGAACAGCCCUAGCCCAACACGGAUCAGACAAAUUUUAUGCAGCAUCUCU